GGGACGCCCGGCGCGAUCGCUGUCCAGACGCUGCGGGCACUUUGGUCUGGCCCGAGUUGGGGUCGCGGCGGCGGCCACAGAGCUGACGGGCUCUUCACGAUGAGAGAUUUUGAGACGCUUCUCUGUCCUCUGUGUAGUUGAUAGAUUGUAUGUUGAAGAGAUGGCUGACAGUGUCAAAACCUUUCUUCAGGACCUUGCCAGGGGAAUCAAGGACUCCAUCUGGGGUAUUUGUACCAUCUCGAAGUUGGAUGCGCGAAUUCAACAAAAGAGAGAGGAAGUCCAUCGAAGGACAAGUGUCCUCGCCCAGAGGAGAGCCCAGAGCCCAGAGCGGAAGCCAGAGGCUGAGCCGUAUAUUGUUAAUAGAAUUUUCCUGUGCUGUGCUUGGAAUGGAGGAAUAUUCUGGUUUAGCCUCUUCUUCUUUUAUCGAGGGUUUAUUCCUGCGCUUCAAUAUGUAACAGCAAAGAUUAUUGGUGAUCCAUCACUACAUGGAGAUGUUUGGUCGUGGCUGGAAUUCUUCCUCACAUCAAUUUUCAGUGCUCUUUGGGUACUCCCACUGUUUGUGCUUAGCAAAGUUGUCAAUGCCAUUUGGUUUCAGGAUAUAGCCGAUUUGGCAUUUCAGUUGUCAGGAAGGAAGAUGCAGCCGUUCCCUAGUUCCAGCAAAAUAAUUGCUGACAUGCUCUUCAACCUUUUGCUGCAAGCUCUCUUUCUUCUUCAGGGUUUGUUUGUGAGUCUCUUCCCCAUCUAUCUUGUUGGUCAGCUGGUUAGUCUCCUGCAUAUGUCCCUUCUGUAUUCAUUAUACUGCUUUGAAUACCGCUGGUUCAAUAAAGGAAUUGAAAUGCACCAGCGGCUGUCAAACAUAGAAAAGAAUUGGCCUUACUACUUUGGCUUUGGCUUGCCCUUGGCUUUCCUAACAGCAAUGCAGUCCUCAUACAUUAUCAGCGGCUGUCUCUUUUCCAUUCUUUUCCCUUUAUUUAUUAUCAGCGCCAACGAAGCCAAGACCCCUGGCAAAGCAUACCUUUUCCAGUUGCGCCUGUUCUCCAUCGUGGUCUUCUUAAGCAACAAACUCUUCCAGAAAACGGUCUACCUGCAGUCAGUCCUGAGUAGCCCGGCUUCUGCAGAAAAGGCCUCUUCGCCACAUCCGUCUCCUGCCAAACCGAAGGCUGCUGCAGGCCACUGAUUUUUCCCGCCAUGCAUAAGGUGUAGGAGGGAUUGGAAGGAGGGUGUGGCAGCUCAUUUCCCUGGUCUUCCCCUACCCAGGGAAGGCAGGGCUCUCUCUGCCAAGGGCUCUUUGCCUAUUCCCUUCUCUGAGGAAUUGGGAUUUUGGCACACUCGGUCAGAAUCUUCCUGAUACCAGGAAGUGGAGUUUUAACACCUUGAGUCUGAAAUACCACAGAUUUUUCUGUCGCUAUGUUUUAGCAUUUGCUGAAGCCUGUGUCUGGACCGAUCUGGAAAUGCUCAUUUUUCUUCCUGUGCCAUUUAUCCUCCGGCCUUACCUUCCUGCCUCCCACCCUAGGAUGAAGGGAUUUUGCAAUCUAUCUGUUGUGAUUAAUGGACUUGUUUUUCUUGUUUUUUUCUGUGAAGCACAUACAUUGGAUGUGGCUGGAAAAAGGAGUCCUUCCGUUGCUCCUGGCCACCCUUUUUAUAGCCAUCACUGUCUUCUUGUUUUGUAACUCAGGUUAGGUUUUGGUCUUUAUUUUGUUCCACUGCAAAAAAAAAAAGAAAGAAGAAAUGCCUCUGACGAGAUGCGACCGGAGGAAAGAUCUCACAGAUCUGUUGCGUUGUGAGGCGUGGCCUUCUUUCUAACUCUGGCGGAAAGACCUUCUUCACGAUACAUAGAGUACCCCAACUACGGCGCGUUCCCAGUUCUGGACAAGUGCCGCUGCAACCCAGAAUGCUCAGUGAACAUGAACUCGGGAAGCCUGAGAUGUACUGUUGUGGGCCAUUGCUGGGUCUGUGUUAUUUCAAAGGAAUACUGGGUGCUGAACAUAGGAACUAAAGGGGUGCAUUUAUUAAACCCAUUAAACCUA
Echinops telfairi (small Madagascar hedgehog) is the source of this 2027-nucleotide messenger RNA. It is a transcript of the gene EI24, whose product is annotated as EI24 autophagy associated transmembrane protein. The record is from RefSeq and is a predicted model, not a curated record. Lineage: Eukaryota; Metazoa; Chordata; Mammalia; Afrosoricida; Tenrecidae. Gene Ontology annotation, biological process: macroautophagy. Gene Ontology annotation, cellular component: endoplasmic reticulum. The coding region runs from base 161 to 1177 and encodes 338 amino acids. The transcript is spliced from 11 exons.